UAACGGGUUGUACCACAAGAUGGUGAGGGAAGGCUUGGUACCCUUACGACUAUCACGGUAUAAUGCUCUCAUAAAUGAAUUGUGUGAGGGAGGGAAACUAGUUUCUGCUAUCAAGAUAUUUGAUUGGAUGGGGCGGCAUGUUCGCUUGGCUGGGACUGAAACUUUAUAAUGCGAUGAUAAAAGGAUUCUGUUUGAUUGGAAAUGUUGAGAGGGCCAUGAUACUAUAUGAUGAAAUGCUGAAGGUGGGUCCCGCUCCAAAUGUGAUCACAUAUAACACGCUCGUCAAUGGAUAUGCGAAACGCGGUUAUCUAGACAAUGCCAGGAGGUUGAUGGAGGUGAUGAAGGAAAAUGGAUGUAAGCCCGAUCAAGUGACGUACACGGAACUUGUUUCUGGAUAUUGCAAAGGGGAUAAACUUGACGUUGCUUCUGAGUUAUUUCAGGAAAUGAUGCAGCAAGGUUUGACCCCGAAUUUGAUUAACUAUAGCGCUUUGAUCGAUGGUCUAAGCAAGAAAGGGAAAGUUGAUGAUGCGUUGAUUUUGUUUAAAAGGAUGCAAGAGAUUGGUUGCCGUCCAAAUAUUGAAGUUUAUAAUGCUGUUCUUAAUGGGUUUUCUAAAGAAGGUAGGUUAUCCGAAGCAGAGAAACUAUGCAGUAAGAUGGCAGAGUGUGGGCUGCUUCCGAAUGUAAUUACAUACUCGACUUUAAUCGAUGGUCUCUGCAAGAAUGGUGGGAUAGAUCUCGCUCUCAAGAUUUUUCAUGAAAUGGAGAGAAGAAAUUGCUUACCAAACUUGUACACGUAUAGUUCAUUGAUCUACGGCCAGUGUCAGGUAGGCCGGGUUGAUGAUGCAGAGAUAAUGCUCGAAGAAAUGGUGAUUAAAAAAUUAUAUCCUGACGAGGUUACAUAUACCUCGUUGAUUGAUGGAUUAGCUUCCCUAGGUAGACUCGAUAGUGCAUUUUCGCUUCUUCGUCGAAUGAUACAUGCAGGCUGCAAACCAAACUACAGGACCUACUGUGUGUUGUUGAUAGGGAUGCAGAAAAAAAUGGCGGUCCAACAUGAAACUGUUCAUAGUCACACUAUAGAUGCAAAAUGUGUUAUUUUUGAAACCUUUUGCAAUCUGUUAGUUAAGAUGUCUGAGAUGGGCUGUGAACCUUGUACCGAUACAUAUUACAUCUUGAUUGCUGGUCUGUGUCGUGAUGGAAGAAGUUACGAGGCAGAUAAGUUGGUCGAAUUUAUGGAGGAGAAAGGGCUGAGUCCUAACGAGGCAAUAUAUUGCUCUCUCCUCGGUGCUUAUUGCAAGAAUUUGAGAGUAGAUGCUGCUCUAGAUAUACUUAAUUUGCUGACUGUGAGAGGGUUCAAGCCCCCUUUAUCAAUUUACGCAGCUACUAUAUCCGCUCUCUGCAAAAGAGAACGGAUCGAAGAGGCUGAAGUGGUGUUCGAAGACAUGCUUGAGAAACAAUGGAAUGGCGAUGAGAUUGUGUGGACUGUAUUGAUUGAUGGCCUGCUUAAGAAAGGGAAACCGGAAGUGUGCUCGAAACUUCUUCAUGUAAUGAACUCGAAAAGCGUCCCUAUAAGUAAGCAGACAUAUCUGAUGCUAGCAAGGGAGAUGUCCAAAGCUAACAAAUUAGUCGAGGAAAACCGAGUUGAUGAAGAAUUGCAAGUCCUAGGAGACCAAAGACCAGGAUAAGGUCCUGUUUGAGUUACCGAACAGAACAAAUGCAUCCUUAUUCGAUAUUCCUCGUAUUUGCUGAAUCAGAGGCUGGGAUGCCCUUUCUGCGACACCUGUAGAAAGGAUAUCAAGUUAAAACUGCAAUCAAGUAAGUGAUCAUAUUAUUACUCGCAUAUGGAGCUGCGCAAUUCCUGGGAUCGAUCUCAUGCAUUUGUCGUCGUUCUAGGAUGAGAGAUUUGGCUUAAUGACUGGUCCACUGAUAAUUUCAGUGAUCUGCUGGCAAGUUAUAUCUCGAGUGCGAUUGUGAUUGGAUGCAUGUGCUUUGCCUCCAUUUGUGUAGCCAAUCACUUGCAGAUUCUUAUUAUACAGCUGGAAAUAUACGGCAUCAGAGACGUCUCGAGUUGUUCAAGAAUGCAAGUUGGGACCCGUCGACACAAUUUGCUGAAUGUGAAAAUUUUGAUUGGUGCGUUUCUUGGACAGCAAUACUUGACAAAAUUAACACGAAAAAAGAGAUCCCUUAUUGGGAAUUAAAUUAAUCAAUCAAGAUCUAUUUAUUUUCUGGCGAUCCUCCGUUUUUUAUUUUAUACACAGCAGCCUUGUAAUUGUAAUGCUUAAAUUAGGCUUAGCUUGUAAAAUACUUCAUCAUUCUUUCUUGAAUUAAUACAGACCAUUUUUCAGUAUAAGGAUGAUUGCUUA
Messenger RNA from Erythranthe guttata (spotted monkey flower), 2360 nucleotides. RefSeq lists its product as uncharacterized. Lineage: Eukaryota; Viridiplantae; Streptophyta; Magnoliopsida; Lamiales; Phrymaceae. Gene Ontology annotation, molecular function: protein binding. The record is from RefSeq and is a predicted model, not a curated record.